Messenger RNA from Colletotrichum phormii, 1599 nucleotides. RefSeq lists its product as uncharacterized. Gene Ontology annotation, cellular component: mitochondrion. Gene Ontology annotation, biological process: cytochrome c-heme linkage. The transcript has a single exon. The coding region runs from base 1 to 1599 and encodes 532 amino acids. The record is from RefSeq and is a predicted model, not a curated record. Gene Ontology annotation, molecular function: FAD binding; oxidoreductase activity. NCBI's taxonomy places the organism in Eukaryota, Fungi, Ascomycota, Sordariomycetes, Glomerellales, Glomerellaceae.
AUGGGGGCCUCGGCGCUCAUCUCUGCCGGUGGUGCGACUCUCCGGCCGAUCGCCGGGCGCUCACUCACCCACAUCCGACCUCAGCUCCGUGCCACUCCGGCUGCCGCAGCCGCAUCCCGGUCAACGACAACGCACCUGACCCAGCCAUUACGGCACUCUUCCGCUUGGACGCACCGGCGAACAUCAACACCACAACCAUCCGCACUCUCAUCCUCAACAGCGCGCCAUUACCGCCUCAAAUCCACAACAACUUCAACCGGCCCCCAACCCCAUCGCCCCCCCAAACGCAAAUCCUCCACCUUCAUAAGCCCCCGCUACCUCCCCGUCCUCAUCCUCCUCGCAGUAGGCGGCAUAGCAUGGGACGCCCAAUGGCUCUUCCCCUCCACGCCCGAAUCAAACGACCCAGCCGCCCAAACAGCCCUCGGCCCAGCCCGCAAGUUCAUCCCCUUUGACGUCGUCGCCCGCGAGCAGGUCUCCCCGACCUCCUUCAUCCUAACCCUCAAAGCACCUCGCGGCAGCAGAAACAGCAACGUCGCAAGCGUGUCCUCCCUCUGGGACAUCUUCGACCUCUGGUGCGUGGAGGUGAAACAGCCCCAAAUCCAGGUCGCGAGGGAAUACACGCCCCUGCCCCCCGUCCCAGGCUCCCCGUAUGACGAGGAUACGCUCCGUCUCUACGUUCGCGCCGUACGAGGGGGUGAAGUCUCGACGUACCUAAGCCGUCUGGCACCCCUUUCCUCUUCUCUCUCAUCAUCAGAUGGCACCGCAACAAAAGGAGACAAAGUCGAACUCCGCGGCCCCCACGGCGAAUUCGACCUCCGCUCCCGCCUAGGCAAACGAGGCGACCGCGUCGUAUUCCUCGCAGGCGGAACAGGCAUCGCCAGCGCACUGCAAGCAGCGCACGCCGUUCUCCCGCUGCCCGACGGCCCGUCCAUGACUAUCUUCUGGGCCGUCAGGAGCCGCGAUGAGAUUCGGGACCAGCUGGCCGGGGGAUUUGCGGCGGCGGCGGCGCCGCAGGUGAAGCCUUCGUCAUCAUCGUCGGGGAGCUGGUGGAAUCCCUUUUCAUCAUCAUCAGCAAACACGCCCGGAUCCCAGGCCGAGUCUCUCCUUUCCGCAGAGACUCUUGCCGCUCCCUCGCCUAUAAGCAGGGACCUCCUCGCCCUUAAGGUGAAAUACGGCGACAAGCUCGACGUCCGCGUCGUAGUAGACCAAGAAGGCACCGCCGUCCGCGAAGCAGACCUCUCCGCGGCGCUCACUCUUCAACCCUCCCCCAAAACCUCUGCCGAUACGCCGACACACGCAGUCGAAGGCUGUAAAUUCCACUCCCAGACAGCACACAUCGGCAUGGUCGACGGCGCGCCAAACGCCGGGAAGAGAAGCCUCUUCAAGCAAGACGACUGCGCUUGCUCCGCCGACGCCGUCGCGCCACGGGGCAAGAACCUCUUUGUGGUUUCAGGGCCCGAGGGCUUCGUCAAGGCGUAUGCUGGCGCCAAGUUAUGGCGGGAUGGCGGGCAGUUGCAAGGGCCUGUGGGGGGUAUGUUGGGCGCGAUGCAGAGGCGGGACCCAGAUAUCUUGAAGGAUUGGAUCGUUCUCAAGUUGUAG